UUUUUUUUUAAUUUUAAGUGAACCAUCGCAUAGAAUAUUUACAAUAAUUGAGGAUGAUAUUGGGGAUAAAUUUUCGUUUAAUGUUGCCGAAAAACAAGAAAAGAGAAAAACAAUCAAAUCAAACGCCAAUUCGUUUGGAGAAAAUAAAAUCAAAGAAACAUUCUUCUUUAAAAUUCAAAACAGAAAAAAUGAAAAUAAUUGCAUAUUUAGGACAAUUAGCUGGACAAAAUUAUAAUUUAAUUGACGAAUAUUUAUUGUUUGAAUUAACUCUUUUAAAUAAUCGGUUGUUAAAAAUAGAACCUGAUUUUGAACAGAAAAAUAUAAUAAAUACAAGAAAUGGAAAUUUUGUAGCAAAAAUAUUUGUUGAAGAAAAUAUUAAAGAAUUUGAUGAAUUAAAAGUAGAUGAAAAUGAGGAGGAGGUGGAGGUGGAGGAGGAGGAAGAAGAGAAGGAGGAAGAAUAUUUUGAAACACCGGAAAGUGCCGAAGAAUAUUGGUUACAUUAUUUUAUUGAAAUUGCUCGUGCUAGGGAUUUUCCUAAUUCUAAUUUACGUGUUGAAUGGCUUAUUCAAUUACCAAUAAAUGCAGAAUUGAGACCAACAGAAAUGAUUGAAGGAAUAAGUCAUUUUUGUGAAUCUAAAACUGACGGAGAUGAAGAUAUUUUCCAUUUCGGUCAAUUACUACAAUUUAGUAUUAAUUGGAAAACAAAAAAUAAAUUGAUUAAAGAAAAUUAUAUUCUUUGGCCAAAUAUUUUAUUUCGUUUAACUUCUCAAGAUUGUUGGAAUCGAUUUUCAAAUAUUCAAUUACCCAUAAAUCCAGGAAUUAAUUAUUUUACUAUUAAAUGUUGGAAACCUUUUGCUAGUUUUGAUUCAAAAUUUGAGGAAUUACAUAGUAGUCAUUUAGGGGAAAUUAAUUGUUUUGGGGCUUCUGAAAAUUGGGUAAAAAAUAUUUUAUAA
This is a messenger RNA of Meloidogyne enterolobii, 953 nucleotides long. NCBI's taxonomy places the organism in Eukaryota, Metazoa, Nematoda, Chromadorea, Rhabditida, Meloidogynidae. The record is from the annotation of a GenBank genome assembly.